ACGGAAGUAUCGACACGACCGCUCUGUGCUUAUCAAUAGCACCGUGUCCGUUCCGUAUUGUCAUGAAACGUUUAGGUGAUUCCUUAGCACGACCAUUGACAUAUUCGGUGAGUGGAGAUUGUAGAAUCGUUCGCUGAACUGAUUUAGUGGAUUGUUCAUUUCAACUCUUUCGUUUGUAAACGACACGUAUCUAAUGGACGAUGAAUUAUUUGAUUCACUGGAAUCAUUCGGCAGCGAGCCAGCCGAACUUAAACUCGGCUCGACGUUUUCCGGAAAAGGUCCUGGAUUCCAUACGUUACGAUAUGAUUUUAAACCUGCAAGUGUAGAUAUAAACAAACCAGCUAGUGUUGACAUAAGUUCGGCAAAUCGUGAAGUUACAGUUUCAUUACCCAACUUUGAUGGUGCUGGUGCAGCACACACAGUCUAUAAAGGGUCGCACAAAGAUUACACAAAAGAAUGUGUUCUCAUUAUAGAUCAUACGACUGGAGAAAUAACAUUAGAAAAACUCACUACUAAUGUACAACUCAAAUCAACCAGAAAUGCGGUUGAGAAACCACAAAAACCUAUAGUACAGAUUAAUCCAGUUUUGUCUGAAAAAAAUAGGACAGCUACUGUAGAUAAACGAUUGAAAGGCAAAAUACAACAAAAAAAACAAGUUAAAAAAUCACCCAAAAAAGCUUCUCAGUCACCUAAAGUGGCAAAUUUGUCACCACCAAAUAAUGCUCAACAUAUGAAUAAAUCGCCGCAAUUUUUCAUGUCGGAAUCUCCAAUGUCUUCCAGUCUUCCAUUACUAAAUGAUGAUGAUUGCUCAAUGACUGGGUUUGAUUCCCAAGCACAUCCCAGUUUUUCGUUAUCUGAUAUCAAAACGGACAUUAAGACCGAUAUUAAAACAGAAUCCUAUGACGAUUUGGUCCCUGCAGCUAGAAGUUUAGAACUUAGCGAAUCAUCUAGUGAUUCUGGAUCAAGUAGUUCAUCAGACAGCGACAGUGAUGAUUCAACAACACCUCCUCCUCCUCCUGUUUCUCAAAAAACCGUAGAAAAACACCCUUCACCCAUUUUUAAUUCUCCAAACACUAAUGGCUUUAAAGGUCGUCUAGUAGAUCCAGGACGUAUUUUAGAUGAAGAUCUUCAACUUUCCGAAACAGAUUCAGACUGACUGCCAUUUUGCGGCGAUUUAAUUGAAUACCAAAUACCCCAAAUCGAAGCCGUUCAGUCGUGCAUCAACAAUAAAAAAAAUUCUUAUGAUUAUGUAUUUUUAAACCUACUUAAAUCUCUUUUGAUUAAAAAUAAAAAUAAUUACAAAAAUGUA
Molecule: messenger RNA, 1309 nt
Organism: Rhopalosiphum padi (bird cherry-oat aphid)
Lineage: Eukaryota; Metazoa; Arthropoda; Insecta; Hemiptera; Aphididae
Gene: Eaf
Product: ELL-associated factor 2
Exons: 6
Coding region: 194-1156 (320 amino acids)
Biological process (GO): positive regulation of DNA-templated transcription; regulation of transcription elongation by RNA polymerase II
Cellular component (GO): super elongation complex
Molecular function (GO): transcription elongation factor activity
Source: RefSeq, a predicted model, not a curated record